Oryza sativa Japonica Group (Japanese rice) is the source of this 1277-nucleotide messenger RNA. RefSeq lists its product as uncharacterized. The record is from RefSeq and is a predicted model, not a curated record. Lineage: Eukaryota; Viridiplantae; Streptophyta; Magnoliopsida; Poales; Poaceae.
GCAUCUGCUUUGCACAGCCACAGGGACCUGGAACUCUGGAAGAUAGCUGCUGCUGCUGCUUCUUCUCCUCCAUUGCCAUCUAUCACCUCACCUGAGCUGAAAUCAAGAACUGGAUCUAGGAGAAGGUCAUGGUUCCAAGGAUACUCAUCGUUCUCCUGGUUGUGCUGCUUGGAUUGGCAUUCCAGGCAAUUCUCCGGCCACCACCUCAAAAAUUGUGUGGCUCACCCGGUGGACCUCCUGUGACAUCUCCAAGAAUCAAGCUCAGAGAUGGAAGAUAUCUUGCUUACAGAGAAGAUGGAGUUCAGAAAGACAAGGCCAAGUUCAAGAUCAUCAGUGUCCAUGCGUUUGAUUCCACCAAGGACUUCCCCUUGCAGGUUUCUAAGUUUGUCUGUCGAAAUUCAGGAACUGGUGCAUGAACUGGGAAUCUACAUUGUUGGUUUCGACAGAGCAGGGUAUGGGGAAAGUGAUCCGAAUCCUAAGAGGGAUGUGAAGAGUGAGGCUUUGGAUAUUGAGGAGCUUGCUGACCAGCUCGAGCUUGGACACAAGUUCUAUGUGUUGGGAGUGUCCAUGGGAGGAUACUCAAUUUGGGGAUGCCUUCAGUACAUACCAAACAGGCUUGCAGGAGCUGCCAUGGUUGUGCCAAUUAUCAACUACUGGUGGCCUUCAUUCCCAGCUGAGCUAUCCAGGCAAGCCUUCAAGAGGCUCAUCGUGCCAGAGCAGAGGACACUCUGGAUUGCACACAACAUGCCAUCUUUGCUCUACCAGUGGAUGACCCAAAAGUGGCUCCCUUCUUCUGCGGCAGCCAUGCGCCACCCUGAAAUAUUCAGCAAGCAUGAUUUGGAGGUUCUUCAGAAGAUGAUGGCAAUGCCUCUCAUUGAGAAUAAAUCUAGGCAGCAAGGCAUUUAUGAAUCAACACAUCGUGAUUUGCUUGUUGCUUUUGGAAAGUGGGAGUUUGAUCCAAUGAAUAUUACCAAUCCAUUUCCUCAAAAUGAGGGUUCUGUACACAUCUGGCAAGGUUAUGAAGACAGGUUGGUGCUGGUUGAGCUGCAACGGUACAUUGCCCAGAGGCUUCCUUGGAUCCAGUAUCAUGAAUUCCCUGAAGGAGGACACAUGUUCAUGCUGGUAGAUGGAUGGACUGACAAAAUCAUCAGAGCGCUCUUGGUUGGAGAACAGCUCUGAAGUCUCAUCAAAUCAUUCUGUGCUUGUUAGCUUAUCAUCGAUAGCCAAAAGUUAAAAUUUCAAACUUAUUAAUUCUAGAGUUGAUUUUACAUUUUCUA